CAGCAUUCAAGACCAGAGUGUGAGGGGAUCCAACUAUUGUAAGUCUCUCUGUGUGGUGUCUACAGAGAGGGGCAGAGAGAAGGAAGAGAAAGAGAGCAGCAGCCUUCAACUCAAGUUAUUUGCUGCAGCUUUAAACUUAUGAAAACAUUUCUAUCCACAGCUGCCUCUCAGCUCAGCAGAGCUCAUCCUACCACUUCGACCCUGCUUUCUUAUCCGCCACACACCCCUGUCACUGACUGUCAGCCUGACUCGCUUCCCAGGAAACUUAACGGGAUCACAAGAGGUUGCCGAGCGUUCAUCAAGUGGCGGAACAGUAAGAGGUAGCCAGAGCCAUCAUGGCCGAGUCCCAGCAGCGUAGUGUGUGUCUGGGACUCUGGAUGCUGCUUUUGCUUGGUGCAGGCAUGGAGGAAAUUGUCGACGGAUGCAGCUGCCACCCAGCACACCCCCAACAGCUCUUCUGCAGUGCUGAGAUCGUGAUAAGGGCAAAGAUCUCUGGAGAGAAGAUUGUGUCGCCUAGCAACAGCUCCUCACCUUACAUGAAGAUGAUCCAAUAUGAAAUCAAAAUGAUCAAGAUGUUUAAAGGUUUUGAGAGGGCCAAGGAUAUCCAGUAUGUGUACACUCCAGUCUUCUCUUCACUGUGUGGAGUCAAGCUGGACUCUAACAAUAAAGCAGGGUAUCUGCUCUCAGGAAGUAUGUGGAGUGAUGGCCGGAUUUCUAUUGGCCAGUGCGACCUAGUGGAGUCGUGGGACAACUUAUCACUAUCACAAAAGAAGAAUCUCAACUACAGAUACCAGAUGGGCUGUGAAUGCAGAAUCAACACCUGUUACACGGUGCCGUGUGCCUCUACAGGGGAUAAUGAGUGCUUGUGGACAGACUGGCUGCUGGAUAACAGUCUAAAUGGGGAGCAGGCUCGUCAGUACGCCUGUAUCCGCCGCUCAGACAUGAGCUGUAGCUGGUACCGAGGAGGGCCUCCACCUGAGAAAGACUUCUUAGACAUAACUGACCCGUGACCUGUAAUUCUGUCUCUGGUUUUGACUCCUGAAAUGCCUAAAAAGAGAAAAAAAAACCCCUGCUUUGCCAUAUGUAGUUCAGAUUUGGCAUGCACAGUAGCACCUGAAUUCAGUGAAAAAUUGGCAGAUUUAUAGAGAUGAAGGAGGGUAACCUGACACUGAUCUUCUGUUAGCAGAGUUGAGGUUGUGGCUUCAGCAAGGAUGGGAAAAUUUGUUUAAACUGCAGGGGCUUUCAGCAUUCCUCUGACUCAUUUUCACACUCUCACACAUUCCGCUUCACCUGCUAUUACAGAGUGAGAACAGGAGCAGAACAUCCACUGCAGACCUUUCAUUCCAGAGUGAGUGUUUGCCUCAUGGCAAAUGCAUUCCUUUAUAAAUAUGGAAGACCUAAAUAUGUUAAUGUGUAAGGUAUAAUAGGAUAUGUAGGAAUUUAAGUUGUGAAUUUACUGAAAGAUGUAGAAGGAAAUUACACAGUUGCUGUACAAUAAUAAGAUAUUAAUAAAAAACAACUGCCAAUUUUUGCCCCAGUUUUGAAUUGCAAAGUUCGCAUUGACUGCAAGUUUACAUAUUAACAAAACCUUUCAAUAAAAAUUAAAACACACUGCUUAUACAGCAAUCUGUAAGAUUUCUAGCUGAUAAAACUAAAGUUAGGACACAUUCACAACUAAGCCCAGAAUAUUAUUUUAAUUCCUCGAUCCAAUUAAGAAAAAAUGCAGAAAAGCUAAUUUACUUUAUCUAAGUAUCUGCUUUUUCACAUAAUCUCUGAUGCUGAGGGAAAAACAUCUCUUUCAGGACUCCUUCUUUUCUUCACAUUGCUAAAAAUAGCUUUUUGUGACUCUCACUAUGUUUGUGUUUGUGCUGCAUAAUGAAUUUGCAACAGAUAAUGAUGUUUAUGUGUCAUGGACUAUAAUAUAAAUGUCUUUAAUUCCUAAAACCUUCCAGCUUUGCUGUGUACACACAAAUCAACACCAGAUAUUCUCCAGUUAUUCCUGUUCUGGUGUGAUGUGAUACACGAAUCAUAUACAAUCACAACUGUUGUUAAAUCAUCACAGUUUUAUCUGAAAUCUGUGAGACUGUAAAUACUAUAUUUCGGCUGGAAUUAACAAUUUAGAAGCUAACCAGAUCUUUUCUUGUAGCGUAGAAAUGCUUAUUUUGUGGUUUUUGUAUGUUUAGUCUUUGUGGUUGAGCUCUUUCAUGUGCCAAAAACUCUAAUCCAGCACUAUAUAACAGCACUGCCACCUGUAGAAGCUAAGUUUCUCUUAUGAGAGAAUUAUGUAAUAGGACAUGGUUCAAUUCUCUCUUUUUUAACUCUCUAAAACAGGAAGUGGGUAAUUCUCUUCACAUAUAAUGAAUGAUUUAAGUGUUUUUUAAAUAAGACAACCCAAGUCUGAAAUGACCCCUGUCUUGUUACUUCACUGAAGUCAUACAGAUUAUAAUGCAUUAUCCUUUCCUAUCCUUUAUAUAAGUCUAUUAGUUGACACUGAAUGCAUUAAAAUAUUUAUAUCUAAUGCAAUGAUUUGUACGAUACAUUGGAAAUGUGUUGUCUAUUUUAAAUAUAUUAAAAUUUACAUAUAAUUUAAUGAAUGGCAGGAUUAAAAUUCAUCAUAAUUGUAUGGCUAUAGUGAAGUUUUAAAUAGCUUGUUUGUUUUAUACUGUAAGAAUUGUUUGAGUUGUAUUUAUGUCUUGGUCUCUGUCUAAAUAGAAUUUUCUAUCUCCAUGUACCAAAAAAGAUUGUAUAUAAAAUGUCUCAGUGGAA
This is a messenger RNA of Melanotaenia boesemani (Boeseman's rainbowfish), 2766 nucleotides long. RefSeq names its product metalloproteinase inhibitor 4-like. Lineage: Eukaryota; Metazoa; Chordata; Actinopteri; Atheriniformes; Melanotaeniidae. The transcript has 5 exons. Bases 336 to 1010 code for a protein of 224 amino acids. Gene Ontology annotation, biological process: negative regulation of endopeptidase activity; negative regulation of membrane protein ectodomain proteolysis. Gene Ontology annotation, molecular function: protease binding; metalloendopeptidase inhibitor activity. The record is from RefSeq and is a predicted model, not a curated record. Gene Ontology annotation, cellular component: extracellular matrix.